Molecule: messenger RNA, 1970 nt
Organism: Neoarius graeffei (lesser salmon catfish)
Lineage: Eukaryota; Metazoa; Chordata; Actinopteri; Siluriformes; Ariidae
Gene: zp3d.1
Product: zona pellucida glycoprotein 3d tandem duplicate 1
Exons: 9
Coding region: 1-1638 (545 amino acids)
Biological process (GO): egg coat formation; positive regulation of acrosome reaction; binding of sperm to zona pellucida
Cellular component (GO): extracellular matrix
Molecular function (GO): acrosin binding
Source: RefSeq, a predicted model, not a curated record
AUGGGUGGCGCGCGGCUGCGCUUCUCUCCGCCCGGCUGGGUGCUGGGUGUUCUGGGGUGGCUGCUGGUCAGACUGGGGGGAGGUGAUGAUGAGGGCUACAGCACCAUCGCAUCCCCGGAGCAGGAGCUUUACUACCAGCCCAGGCCGGAGAUCUGGAACAGGGACUUUAUCCAUCAUCCUCAUUCUCCUCCUCAAACUGCCAUCACUCCUCCUUAUCUCCUCCUGCCCGUGUUCCGCUAUCACUCCGCUCCUGCUGUUUCUAAAGACCUCUUCAAUCCUCGAGCGACAAGAAGAAAGUUCCCGAGUGUCCUGUCCAGCAUCUUGAUCCCACAAGGGCGCCAGCCGGGCAUCCGGGUCGCUCCGGUCAGUAACGAUCACGGUGUGGAGGUGUGGUGCGGUUACAGUAAGAUUUCCGUUCGAAUUCAUCUGACUCAACUGAGCUUCCGGGGCUCCGCCGCUCACUUCCGGUUGGGAACAUGUCCGGCGUCACGUGCUAUCGGGAGCGUCCUGGACUUCCACUACGACCUGAAGCAGUGUGGGAGUGCGGUGUCGAUAAUAAAUGGGAAGCUCGUGUACAGUAAUAAGGUUUUCUACAAGCCUGAGAGUGAGGGAGUGGUUAUCAGAACCACACCCUUAAUGCUACCCAUCCAGUGUGUGUAUGAUCGAUUUUACUAUUCAUAUAAAAUUGGCUAUUUGCCAGAACUUCGUCUGCAGUCGUUUCAGAAGACGUUUGUCAGGAAGCCCGUCUUCAGUCUGUCUGCACGUAACGAGAAGUGGGAGGAACUCGGGGUGAACGAGGGUUACGACCUCCGAGACUUGAUGUACUUUGAAGUUGCAGUAGAUGUGAUUCUGCCAGACAGGCGCGUUUACAUUGAUGCCUGUCAUGUUACAGCGAGUGAGGAUGCUACCUCUGCCCAGCGCUAUGAUGUCAUCAGUAACUUUGGCUGCAUGGUGGACAGCAAGAGGGCAGGAAGUCAGUCGCACUACAUCUUGAGGCAGCUGAAUGUCCUUCGCUUUGCAAUUGAAGCAUUCUUAUUUGCUGAUGUGGCUUCAGAGCAUCUUUAUUUGCACUGCACUGUUCUGGUGGGGAGUGUCAUGGCGAGCUCCACAGCCAAGUCCUGCACCUACAUCGGGUCUCAGCACAGGUGGGAAGAGCUGGAUGGUGACACUUCCAUCUGUAACUGCUGUGACUCUCAGUGUCGCUCUCUAGAGCUCAAGCCAUCCUGGGUGGAGCAGGCUGUGGUGACCAGCAAGUCAUGGACUUUAAGCCAUGAUGUUUCUUCUAAAACCUCUGCGAGGUUGAACACAGUGCUGGGCUCUGUUCUGUUACACCAUCCUGAGGAGGAAGUGAUCCAGGAUGAGUUGCAGGAGGAGGUGGUUGAGGAUGAGGAGUUGGAGGAGGUUCUGCUCAGUGUUGCAGACACUGAGAAUGAUGAAAUGAUAUGGGGGAAGGAGGAAGAUGCAGUGAAAAUGUUGAAGGAGGAAGUUUAUGAUUAUCAGAAAGAUGAACAAGUGAUUCAGAAAAACAUGACGGACUCUGUGGGAAUCUGGGAAGAUGAGGAGCUGCUGAAGUGGAAUGCAUCAGUGUCUCCAGUGGAGACAGACUUGCAUUUCAGAGGGAAAGUUUCUGAGAAGUGAAGUGGAGUAAAGAUCAGUCCUGUCAUCCCAGGUAGAACCCUGAUGGAGAAAAUGGAGGGGAAAAACUAUCAUCUGAACUGCCUGGGCUCUGAGCCACUGAAGAACAGUGUGGAUAAAAUGACUGCUUUGGGGGGUUAAAGGGUAAAAUAAUUGAUUGUACAUGGAUUAUGGUAACUAUGUUUAAUAUUAGUCUUACUAAGCAAGCUUCAGGGCAAAUCAAUACACAUCUGAUGCAAAACCUUCAGAAAGGUUGGGACUCAGUGUUUGUGUUUUUACCCUUUUUAAAGUGUUUCAACUUUGUAACAAAUCUUCAAUAAAUAAAGAUGUAAAUG